UCCGUCAAGUCGGACUUAAACGGGUUCAGCCAGCAAAAAGUAAAAGUCACCUGGUCUGUCGUGUGAGUCCAAUUGUAAGAUAAUGAGUGUAAUUACGAUAUUGCUCAAGACUUUGUUUGUGUUCGUAUUGGCGUCAUUUUUGGGGUCUAGAGGAGUGGCCGGGUAUGAUCCCGAUGAUCCCAAGAUAGCCGAGUGCUGUCUCCCCCCGGAGGGGAUGUUCGAGGCCUUCUAUCCCCGAGAAGUUGAGGGAAUUCCCAAUAGUGCCUCGCGUCCCGCUCAUGGACAUGGCAGCUUCUUCAAGCAUCGGAACCCAGCGCUAGUGGACACAAAAAAUGCAGCGGCCUAUGGUUAUCGGUUCGAUGGCAAAAGGCGUUUUAAUUUUGAUUAGUUUUGCCCGCCAAAAAUGUA
Molecule: messenger RNA, 408 nt
Organism: Drosophila eugracilis
Lineage: Eukaryota; Metazoa; Arthropoda; Insecta; Diptera; Drosophilidae
Exons: 1
Coding region: 83-388 (101 amino acids)
Source: RefSeq, a predicted model, not a curated record